Trichoderma citrinoviride is the source of this 1881-nucleotide messenger RNA. RefSeq names its product multicopper oxidase. The transcript has 6 exons. Gene Ontology annotation, molecular function: oxidoreductase activity; copper ion binding. NCBI's taxonomy places the organism in Eukaryota, Fungi, Ascomycota, Sordariomycetes, Hypocreales, Hypocreaceae. The coding region runs from base 1 to 1881 and encodes 626 amino acids. The record is from RefSeq and is a predicted model, not a curated record.
AUGAGCCGAUUUGCGUGGGUGCUGCUGGUGGCGAGUCUCUUGCCCACAGACGUUUGGGCAAAGACUGUUCGAGAGACUUUGCGAAUUACUUGGGAAGAGGGCGCUCCAAAUGGGCAGUCGAGAGAGUUCAUCCACACAAAUGGACAAUUUCCGAGUCCAACGCUUGUCUGGGACGAAGGGGAUGACGUUGAAGUAACUGUUAUCAAUGACAUGGCAAAGAAUGUUACUGUGCACUGGCACGGCCUAGAUCAGAAAGAUACCCCUUGGUCCGAUGGCACUCCUGGUCUUUCGCAACGACCCAUCCAGCCCGGAAAGGAGUUCGUAUACAAGUUCAAAGCGUCGCCUCCAGGAAAUCACUGGUAUCACUCCCAUGAAAAGAUGUCACUGGUCGAUGGGCUCUAUGGAGCUAUUCAUAUCAGGCCGAAGCAAGAUCGUACUGGGCUAUGGAGUCAGAUAAGCGACGACGAAAAAGACAUCGAAGCUAUGGAAAAGGCUGCCCGUGAUCCCGAGUAUCUCGUCGUAUCCGACUGGAGCCAGUAUACUUCUGAAGAAUAUUGGAAGAUAUCCACUGAUUCAGGUCUUCUUGUUUUUUGCCUCGACAGCAUUCUGGUUAACGGUAAAGGAGAGCUUUACUGUCCGGGCCAGAAGUUUCUUCAAAGUGAGCUUGCUCCAGGCCUAGCUCAGAAUGGAUUCCCGCCGGGCACUGAGGUCUCAGACAAAGGGUGCUUCCCGGCGGAUAUCGACCAAGUUCAGGGCGGCCCCUGGAACAUCACCAAGCGUCCAGACCUCAUACCGCCACGGGUGCAGGAAGGUUGCGUUGCAUCCAAGAACGAGAAUGCAACUAUUGUCGUUGACCCGUGCAAGAAUAACGGUUGGGUGAGCAUGCACAUAGUAGCCGCUGCCACCAUCGCUCAGAUUGCGUUUUCGGUCGACCAACACCCCUUCUGGAUAUACGAGGUCGACGGCAACUACGUGCAGCCCAAGAAGUUCGUGUCGACCGUAAUGUCUGCGGGAGAGACCUUUUCGAUUAUGAUGAAACUCGACCAAGAACCGGGAAAGUACACAAUGCGCAUACCCAACUCUGGGGCUUCACAGGUACUAGGUGGUUUUGCCGAAAUGGUCUAUGCGGGCCAUUCGCAAAGCCCUACCUCAGAGAAAGCGUACCUUUCUUAUGGGGGUAAUCCAAUCACGCCAGAUGUCGAGUUGCAUUCUUAUUUCCCGUGGCAGUUGGAGACGGAUCACAUGCCGCCGUGGCCUCCGAAUAAGCCCCGACCCGGGAAGGCUGACCAGGAAGUUUUUCUCGCACUUGGUCGCGUCGGCGCACCAUACAAUUACACUAUGAACACCAAGUAUCUAUUACCAGUGGAUUUUCAGAAUGACGAUCCCCUGCUAUUCUAUCCCAACGCCACGCUCGGCACUGAGGACGAAAACUUAGUGAUCCGUACUAAGAAUGGAACUUGGGUUGAUCUUAUCCUGCAGGUGUCGACUCUGCCUGGCGAUAAAUCUGCAUUUGAACAUUUCAUCCACAAGCACGGCAGCAAAACAUGGAGAAUCGGCUUUGGAACGGGCGUUUGGAACUACACCAGUGUUGAGGAGGCGAUUGAAGAGCGGCCUGAGGAUUUCAACUUGGAGACUCCUGGCCUGCGUGACACAUGGAUCACAGCGUUUUCUUUUAAUGAGGAGGCUUCAUGGAGCGUUUUCAGGUACUAUGUCGACAACCCUGGCCCUUGGCUAUUCCACUGCCACAUUGAGCUCCAUUUAAUGGGUGGAAUGGGAAUUGUUAUCUUGGACGGUGUGGAUGCAUGGCCAGAAGACAUUCCAAGCGAGUAUCAGCUAGACAAGCCGCAGGAGAAACCGCAAGAGAAACCACUUGCAUGUUAG